Molecule: messenger RNA, 958 nt
Organism: Aspergillus welwitschiae
Lineage: Eukaryota; Fungi; Ascomycota; Eurotiomycetes; Eurotiales; Aspergillaceae
Exons: 1
Coding region: 198-890 (230 amino acids)
Source: RefSeq, a predicted model, not a curated record
AUAUUGACCUAAAACGUCGUUUCAACAGGUUAUGAGCCCGGCUCUUCGCUCGUGAGGCUAACCAGCAAAGAUCUGAGCCAAAUUACACACGAAGCAAGCCGCAAUUGCAACGGGGACACGCACCGCGAUACCCCUAUUCCAAAACACCAAAACACUACGAAUAUCAAAAUAUUCAAUCGCCGGAAGCAGACUCCAGAAUGUCGCAACCAGGCAAAUACCAGUCUCUACUACAUGUCUCGAAUACACAACCAAAGACACAAGCAGAUAGGCUUCCAGAAAAGCUACCGGACGGAAUUCAACCCGUACCUGAAAGGUUAAAGGGUCGAGAAGAUUACUUAACAUGGCGCUUUGAAAUACAUCAAAUCCUGAAGAAUAUCGGUUUACAAGACAUGAUCGACAAGGAUCUAUCCCAUCCUAAUGCAGAUCACACGAAUUACUGGCUAUGGCACCAUCUAUCAAUUAAUAUCCAGUUCUGGCUAGCUAGCCAGCUGUCUGACUCUCUAAAGAAAGCACUGAUAAUGUCCCCUGACGCGCACGAUUACGCGGAUGAAGCCUAUGAGAUUAUCAAAUCGCUCGUUCUGGGCCACGGUCAUAUGCUUUAUCAAAUAACGUACUUCGACCUCAUCUACCAACGCCGAUCCGACUACUCCACCGUUGAACAAUACGUGGAGGCUUUUAAACACGCAUACACUUUCGCUAAAGAGUUCAAAGUCGGGAUAUCACCAUACUGUGGGUUGCUACACCUGCUCAAAGAGUUGGAAUCAGACCUCCCGACCUGGGUAUCCACAGUGGAGUGCAAUUUGCCUGAUAACGCUGCGGACACCCUCCAGGAGAAGGAGUUCCUAGUUUACUGCAGGACAGCAAUCGAACAAGGCAAUAAACAAAUGUAGAAAUAUUCUUUCGCUGCGCCAGCGAAGAACACUGGAGGCACCACCAAGUCCGGAAGCACUACAACGAC